This is a messenger RNA of Ogataea philodendri, 1257 nucleotides long. RefSeq lists its product as uncharacterized. Lineage: Eukaryota; Fungi; Ascomycota; Pichiomycetes; Pichiales; Pichiaceae. Bases 1 to 1257 code for a protein of 418 amino acids. The transcript has a single exon. The record is from RefSeq and is a predicted model, not a curated record.
AUGGCAACAAUUGCGCUCUCAUGGGCUUCUGCGUCGCUUGCGCUGGCCCUCGUGAUUGUUGGCUACUCCCAUUCGGUACCUUUGAUUCUAAUUACUGCGUUGGAGUACACAGCCGGGCUUUUUCAGCUGGCUAGUCUGUGUACCUCGAAUUGGCUAGUUUGUGGGAGUUGCUUGCUGGUGAACCUGGCAUCGAUGCCCGUUGUUGUCUACUGGAUAGAGACACUGCUGGAUGCCCCUUCCAAGUGCAAAUACCUCGAACUGUCGCUGCUCACAACAUAUAUUGUCUCGUGUCUGUUCCGUUUGGGUGUUGGAAGACGUAUUUCCAAGAUUGAGGACCCUGAGGCCAACACAGUCAAGUAUAGAACCUCGGCACAGACCCUGGUGGACGAAAACGCUAACAAAAGCGUCGACCUCCUGUGUCAGAAAUCCAUGGACCUCUUGCAACCGAACACAGAGCCCCAACUGAGACACGACCAGGAGUCUGUCCGGUCAGAAAAAGCGUCGUUCCACAACACCUCAUCGGAUUCGUUUGAGUUCCAGUACAAAUCGGACGCCCCGAACGAGCACCAGUCGAUGAUUCUUCCUCAAUUGGAAGACCCGCUAGUUCCUGUGUCUUACUCCUCGGCCGAGCUCGAAAACAUCACAGAAAUACCCCUCCCGCAAUGGUCCAGCCCUGCAUACCCAGGAAUGAACCAUAUCUCGCUCGAAUCGUGGAACAACAACUCUGCUAAAUGGCAGGAACAGCAACAGCUCUGGGGAAACAACUUUUUCAAAAGACCAGACAUGACACGCUCGUUCAGCAACCCAAUCUCGAUAGUGUCGGAGAACCAGUUGCAGGCAACUACUUCCCGAUCAAGAUCGUCCACUGUUACGAGGUAUUCGCGAAUGAGCCCGUCCGCAUCGAGCAGUCCACUCAAACGACUCCGCAGUCUUAAGUUCAAAAGACAAAUCAAGCAUUCGCAGUCCCAGCCCGAGCUGAACUUCGACUUUUUAAAGACCUUGCAAACGUCGCCAAUCAGAACACACCAGCAUCAAAAGACACUCUCCUCUAAUUUCAAAACACCAUACAGUUCUCCGGUGAAAUCUGUGGCAGGAAUUUCGCUGCAUAAUUUAAACGAGGAUCGCACUCCGGAUAGCCAGCUGAGUAACCCGUCGUCAAAAAGCAGCGUUCCGUCCGUGGUGAUCGGGGCAUACGACCGCGAAAAAUGGCACACCAUCAAAUCACAGCUGCUCCAGGAAGCCCUUGAAUCAAAUUGA